AUGGAGAAACUCGAGCAGAAGAGAUGGACUAACAGCAAGGAGGCUUGCCACAUCUUUGAUUGCUCGCACAGCCCCCUUGCCGCGAGUCCAUCUCUUCUGCUUGAGUUUCUCAUCUCCAAGGUACACGCCUUCAAUGUAGCGGUGAACUAA
Plasmopara halstedii is the source of this 150-nucleotide messenger RNA. RefSeq lists its product as uncharacterized. NCBI's taxonomy places the organism in Eukaryota, Oomycota, Peronosporomycetes, Peronosporales, Peronosporaceae. The transcript is spliced from 2 exons. The record is from RefSeq and is a predicted model, not a curated record. Bases 1 to 150 code for a protein of 49 amino acids.